CUGUAGAAACCCCUCUGCAUAUAUAUCGUGCUGGCCUAGAAGAAACCAAUUCACCAUGGCGAAGAUGGCAAGGUCGACGAGGAGGAUGUCUAAUCUCAAUAGCACCUUGCUGCUGCUAUCGCUGCUGCUGCUUACCUGCUUCUUCCAGCAGGCCAGCGGCCAUGGCGGCGUCGACCAUGGUGACGGCGAUGAGGACGACGAGGGCCACCACGGCGACGUGGGCGUCCGCGGUGGCGGGCUCCGGUCCAGGGGCCUCAUCGCCGUGAAGGUGUGGUGCCUGGUGAUCCUGCUGGUGUUCACCUUCCUGGGCGGCGUGUCCCCCUACUUCUACCGCUGGAACGAGGCCUUCCUGCUCCUCGGCACCCAGUUCGCCGCCGGCAUCUUCCUCGGCACCGCGCUCAUGCACUUCCUCGCCGGCUCCACCUCCACCUUCAACGCCCUCACCCACAGCCCCUACCCCUUCUCCUUCAUGCUCGCCUGCGCCGGCUUCCUCCUCACCAUGCUCAGUGACGUCGCCAUCGUCGCCGUCGCCAACAGGCAGAGGGUCAACCAGGCGGCGCCCAUCCAGAAAGACGCGGAGGAGGAGGGCGAGUCAACGUCGGCGGGGCCGGUGGCGGCGCACGCGCACCCUAUGCUCAUGACGGCGACGUCGUCGUUCGAGGAUGCGAUCCUCCUCAUCUUCGCGCUCUGCUUCCACUCCAUCUUCGAGGGGAUCGCCAUAGGCGUUUCGGCGACGAAGGGCGAGGCAUGGAGGAACCUCUGGACGAUCGGGCUCCACAAGAUCUUUGCGGCGGUGGCCAUGGGCAUUGCGCUCCUCCGAAUGAUCCCCAAGCGCCCGUUUCUCAUGACGGUGCUCUACUCGCUGGCGUUCGCCGUGUCAAGCCCGGUUGGGGUGGGCAUCGGAAUCGCCAUCGACGCCACGGCGGAGGGCCCGGCGGCAGACUGGACAUACGCCAUCUCCAUGGGGAUCGCCACGGGGAUCUUCGUCUACGUCGCCAUAAACCACCUCAUGGCCAGGGGGUACCGCCCACAGCAACCAAAUUACUUCGACAAGCCCAUCUUCAAGUUCCUCGGUGUGCUCACCGGCGUCGCUGUCAUGGCCGUGGUCAUGAUAUGGGACUGAUGUAUCCAUCUGUUAAAUCGAGUGGGUGAUUUGAUUUGACUCUUCACGUGCAUAUACAGAUUGCUUAAUUUCACUUUGGUUUUUCGGUGUGGCAUUGUACACAUAUGUGUUUAUCUGAACUGCAUACAUUUGGUAUAUGUUUGGAUUGUUUGUGUGAACGAGCGGUCAUGACGUGAAGGAUAAUUUUCUACAACAUUA
Molecule: messenger RNA, 1321 nt
Organism: Triticum dicoccoides
Lineage: Eukaryota; Viridiplantae; Streptophyta; Magnoliopsida; Poales; Poaceae
Product: zinc transporter 1-like
Exons: 2
Coding region: 56-1123 (355 amino acids)
Biological process (GO): zinc ion transmembrane transport
Cellular component (GO): membrane
Molecular function (GO): zinc ion transmembrane transporter activity
Source: RefSeq, a predicted model, not a curated record